AUGGACGACAAGGGGAACCUCUCCGCCGAAAUUCAGCAGGUGAUUCAGAAGUACACCAAAGAUGACCCUACGAGUUGGCUGCAGGUAGAAGAUGCUCUGGAAAAGCGACUUCAGACAGUGAACAAUCUCUGCAUUGUGGUAGCGAUUGAGAUGGGCUUGCUCCAGAUUUUGACUGCCAACCAAGGCAAGAGUCUGACUGCUGAGGAGUUGUCUAAGGCAUCGGGGUACAAUGCCGGCCUCAUUGCUCGAGUGAUGCGUAUGAUAACUGGCAUCGGCUUUGCAAACGAGACUGCAUACCAGACGUACUCUGCAAAUGGUUGUACGGUGGCUCAAAACACCCCAGGCAACAUUGGCGGCCUGAUUAUUUCCAAUGACAUUGUAUUCCCCGUUGCCAGCCAAAUCCGGGAAUAUCUUCGACAAAACAAACCUGUUGAUAUCAGUAAAACGCCCCCAGCAUACGAAUUCGCCAUGGGAGAGACCAUAUGGCAAACCCUCGCGAAAAAUAGCGAAUGGAAAACUGGCUUUGACGACAAUAUGACCGCUCGGAACAAAACACUCUCUGUCCCAUGGCAUGUGAGAUAUCCUGUUCUGGAGAAGUUGACAGCAUGGUCGCCGUCCACAAAGCCGGUUAUUGUUGAUGUCGGUGGUAAUCAGGGGGUGGACCUACAGCGCUUUGCGGAUGCAUUCCCUGACCUAGAAUGUGAACUGAUCUUGCAGGACCUACCGGAGACAAUCGCCGGGAUUCCGGGAGAGCUUGACUCUAGAAUCCAGCCAAUUGCGCAUGAUUUCUUUACAGAGCAGACGACAAAGGGGGCUCAUAUAUACUACCUCAAAUCUAUCCUACACGACUGGGACGAUGUCGCCUCCCGCAAGAUCCUUUCCAGUAUUGCAAAGGUCAUGCAGCCUCAUUCUCGUCUCCUCAUUAAUGAAAUGAUCCUUGCUGAUCUGAAUGAAUCAAUGAUAAGGAGUAAUAUGGAUAUGCUUAUGCUGUUCUUCACCAACGGGAUGGAGCGCACUCAGACACAAUGGAACGAGCUGCUGGCCACGGUAGAACCACCUCUCCAGAUCGUCCAGGUUUAUUCAGCCCAGGGAGAUCAACAAUGUGUCAUUGAAACUUGUCUGGCGGAGUAG
Aspergillus pseudotamarii is the source of this 1131-nucleotide messenger RNA. Its product is annotated as O-methyltransferase-domain-containing protein. Gene Ontology annotation, molecular function: O-methyltransferase activity. The transcript is spliced from 6 exons. The coding region runs from base 1 to 1131 and encodes 376 amino acids. The record is from RefSeq and is a predicted model, not a curated record. Lineage: Eukaryota; Fungi; Ascomycota; Eurotiomycetes; Eurotiales; Aspergillaceae.